Arachis duranensis is the source of this 735-nucleotide messenger RNA. RefSeq lists its product as uncharacterized. The record is from RefSeq and is a predicted model, not a curated record. NCBI's taxonomy places the organism in Eukaryota, Viridiplantae, Streptophyta, Magnoliopsida, Fabales, Fabaceae. The transcript is spliced from 2 exons. Bases 1 to 735 code for a protein of 244 amino acids.
AUGGCAAAUCAGAUAGCUGAGUUAACUAGUGCUCGGAUUGAAAAUAAUGAGGAUCACAUUGAGAAACCAGAAGACGAUGAAGAAAAUUAUGAUCCAACACACUUUUCAUCUUUGGCUGUAGAUCCUAUUUCACCCUUUCAGGAGCUCGCCAAGCUAUUUGAAGAUCAGUUCACUACUUCUUCCAUAUAUUUACACGACUCCGAUUAUCUGAACUCUAUCAAGCAAGGACAACAUGAAAGCCUAAGGGAGUAUGUCACUCACUUCACCAAAGCAGCAAUGAGCAUCCCAAACCUCCAUCCAGAGGUACACCUACAUGCUAUAAAGAGUGGACUCCAUCCAGGAAAAUUCCAAGAGGCCAUCACCGUAGCCAAACCCAGAACCUUGGCUGAGUUUCGUGAGAAAGCCAAGGGUCAAAUGGAGAUUGAAGAGCUACGCCAAGUUUGGAAAUCUAAGAAAAACCAAACUAAUAAGGAUGAUGACAAAGCCUGGGACAACGAGAAACCCUUUCGGUUAACACCGUGUUAUGAUUCUUAUACCCAAUUCAACACCAAAAGGGAGGAAAUAAUUAAAGAAAUACUGAAUGUAAAACUAAUCAAAUCUCCUCAAAAGGCCAAAAACUACCAAGAUCUAAAGAAUGUGGACAAGUUAAAGUAUUGUGCCUUUCACCAAAAACAUGGGCAUACUACUGAUGAGUGUGUCGUAGUCAAAUACCUACUAAAGCAACUAGCUCAGUAA